Linum tenue is the source of this 454-nucleotide messenger RNA. Lineage: Eukaryota; Viridiplantae; Streptophyta; Magnoliopsida; Malpighiales; Linaceae. The record is from the annotation of a GenBank genome assembly.
UGCAUCCAGCCAUCCACCCACUUUUUCAUCUGAAACUUUUCCCCCACUCUGGUCCUCUCUCUCUCCAUCUCCCUCUCUCUUUCUCUCUGCCCAAUCCCUCUCUCUCUCUCUCUACCCAAACAACGAUUGACAACAACGAUCUACCCAAAUGCAGCGACGACGGCGAGUGAAGCUCAAGCCUCAAAGCAAAGCACAACUCAGCGAUUGACAACGGUAGGCAGCAAGGCGAUGCACGACGCUGGCGGCAACGGCGAUGCACGACGUUGGCGGCAACGGCGAUGCACGACGCUGGCGGCAACCGCGAUGCACGACGCUGAAGGCAACGGCGGUGGAUGUCGGCGAUGGUGAUGACCAACGACGAAGGUUAGAGGUGGAGAAGGAAUUUGUCGCGGCGGAGAAGAGAGUGCGUGGUCUGUGGUGGCUGCUGGAGAGCAGGUGGCGGCGCGGUAGGCGG